AUUAAUCUGUCAAACCAUCAAAGUCCAGCUUGCCAAUCAUGAUUCUUAUACUUCAUCUAGAAAUUAUACUUAUACUUCAUCUAGAAAUUAUCUGGUCAAAGAACUAGGCAAAAUAAGUCCUCACAGUGAGUUCUAAGACACUCGGGUGAAUGGUUGUGAAGUUCACAGCGGAGUAAAAGUUUUUAAGUUAGCUGCUCAGCCACUCCAGCUGUGUCUUAGGACACCACUCCCAAAGCAUUAGAAUAGAUAACAGGAAAACUACAUUUGCUGUUUUUCUGUUUUAAUUAACAUAUAAUCCAUUUUAGAAGGAUUCCCUCUGUCCCCCCAACACACUCCAACUAGUGUUCUUGAGGUUAGUCACAACCCAGAGUAGCAUAUUCAAGAGACCUUCACACCUGUAGGCAAGGGUUUUCAGUAGGCCUCAAUGACUUUUUCAAUCCAGAAGCAGCCGAGGAAAGCUUAGUACUGGGUUUCCUGUGCAUCUCGUGAAAAAGAACUCUUAAGUGUAGCAAGACCAGCUCUUAGCAAAUCACAAGCUCCUCCACAAGCUUUAACAAACCACAAACCUUGCCAAAUCAACCACUUGCCCUUUCCCUGGAAAUUUGCCUCCUUGUCCCUCCCAUUUCCGCCCUUUGCGGUCAAACCGACACCCUCAGCCCCAAAGGUCCCACGUGAACGCUCCCAGGAAAUCAUAUUUUAAAUACGAGGCACAUAGGGUUUGCUUUUAGAUAAGUCGGUGGUCAAAAGCCACCUCCCAAAGACGCCAGUCUCCUCCAGAUCGCUGUCCGGGCAGAGCGACGAUCCUCGCCAGGCCACCGGGGGGCGGGGCCUGAGCUGUGCCCGCCCCCCCGCGCGCGUUUACGUCACUAAGCUGCGUCCAGGUUCUCGGCGGCUGCUCUGGUGUUGGCGGCGGUGCCGCCGAAGGCUGUCCGAGGUAGGCUCCUCUUGGCUCUCCCAUGGAGGAGGCGGCGCUCACUGCAGUCCCGGAUGCACGAACUUCCCGCGGGACGUCGCCGGAGGCGGUGGCCGUGUGCGCGCAGAAGCGAGCCGCCUGCGUGGGGGUGUGAGCGGGCACCUGGGUCGGGUCCCGGAGGGAGCCGUGUCGCCCGCCGGCCUGCGACUGCCCUAAGGUAGCUACUUCCUGUAAGCAAGCUCCAGGGCUGAGCUGAGGCCAGUCUCGGCCGUCAGAGGUCGGAGAGAGGCCCCCGGGGCGACUUCUUUUUUCGCGUGUUCGGAGGUGGACGCAGCUUCCCUAGUGAUCCGCAGUGAGAAGUCCAUGGGUGGAGGAACUACUCCUCCAUGGUUGAAUACUUUACAUGGGAAUAAAGGAUAGCAUUUCCAAGAAAAUGAGAAUGAAUAAGUCAUCUCUGCUUUUAAAAAGAAAGACCACAUUAAACUUACAUGAGCUGCAGAGGGACGACUAGAAAUCCCUUGAAAGAGCCAUCCUGGAAAUGUUUUGUACUGAUGCUGCUGUCUGAUCUGUUUCUCCUUCACAUGAUGGACAUUACCUUAGGCUAUUGGGCAGCUUUGCUUCUGGGACUUGAUAGUGAUUUCUGCAACAUUUCAUCAUUGAAGAGCUGUGGAGUGAGCCUUCUGGUGCCAUGGUCCUGAUGUUCUCUAAAGACCAACAAUAUUACUUCGUAUCUCAAUCAUUUAGAUUUGAAGACUAAAUCACCCUGCCUCCAGUACAAGCAGUUUCUCUGUUCUGUGAUCAAUGUCACUCACAGGAACUUAAGUAACAAACGAAAUGAGCCUGGGGCGUGGAAAAUAUGACUUUUACAUUGGUCUGGGAUUGGCUAUGACCUCCAGCAUUUUCAUUGGAGGGAGUUUCAUUUUGAAAAAAAAAGGCCUUCUGCGACUUGCCAGAAAAGGCUCCAUGAGAGCAGGUCAAGGUGGCCAUGCAUAUCUUAAAGAAUGGUUGUGGUGGGCUGGACUGCUGUCAAUGGGAGCUGGUGAAGUGGCCAACUUCGCUGCAUAUGCCUUUGCUCCAGCCACACUGGUGACUCCACUAGGCGCUCUCAGCGUCCUUGUAAGUGCCAUUCUGUCAUCAUACUUCCUAAAUGAAAGACUUAAUCUUCAUGGGAAAAUUGGGUGUUUGCUAAGUAUUCUAGGGUCUACAGUUAUGGUCAUUCACGCUCCAAAGGAAGAGGAGAUUGAGACCUUAACUGAAAUGUCACAGAAGUUAGGUGAUCCAGGUUUUGUGGUCUUUGCAACAUUUGUGGUCAUUGUGGCCUUGAUAUUCAUCUUUGUGGUGGGACCUCGACACGGACAGACAAACAUUCUUGUGUAUAUAACAAUCUGCUCUGUUAUUGGAGCAUUUUCAGUCUCCUGUGUGAAGGGUUUGGGCAUCACCAUCAAAGAGUUGUUGGCUGGAAAGCCUGUUCUGCAGCAUCCCCUGGCCUGGAUUCUGCUGCUCAGCCUUGUGGUCUGUGUGAGCACACAAAUCAAUUACCUAAACCGGGCUCUGGACAUUUUCAACACUUCCAUUGUGACUCCAAUAUAUUAUGUGUUCUUUACAACUUCAGUUUUGACUUGUUCAGCUAUUCUUUUUAAAGAAUGGCAAGAUAUGCCUGUUGAUGAUGUCAUUGGGACUCUGAGUGGCUUCUUCACAAUCAUUGUGGGGAUAUUUUUGUUGCAUGCCUUUAAAGAUGUCAGUUUUAGUCUAGCAAGUCUGCCUGUAUCUUUCCGGAAAGACGAAAAAGCAGUGAAUGGCAAUCUUUCUAAUAUGUAUGAAGUUCUUAAUAAUAACGAAGAAGGUUUACCCUGUGUAAUUGAACACACUGGUGAAAAUAUUUCCCGUAGAAAUGGAAAUCUGACAUCUUUUUAAGGAUCUGAUUGAAAACUUAACCUAUAAUUCUGUUAUAGUGAUUUUUGAGUAUCAGAAUGUAUCUGAAAAAAAUUGUCCUCGAAUAAUGUCCUCUGAAGACCAAUCUUUUUUAAGUUUUCACUAAUUUGGAUCAGGAAAUUACUUUUCUUAUAUUUAAACAAUGGUAGCUCACUAAAAUGACCUCAGUAUAUGGAUAAUUUCUAAUAACAUUGUAUUAUUGUAAAAGUAUUUUACAUUUUUAUUCAUUCUCCAGAAAUCUAAAUGCACUAAUGACAAUUUUAAGCCUAUAAAAAUGUUUUAUUUUUUUCAUUCAUGAUAAACAUUAAAAUGUACAUUUGUGAUCCCCCAUCCCAUCAAUCCCUCACCAUACUAAGACUUUUGGAUUAUAAAAUAUAAUGUGUGUGUGAUUCCAAGAAAAUAAUUCUCAGGUGGUGAUUUGUCACCCAGACAUCUGGUUUCCCAUGCGAAUUUGAUGGCCUCAGUACUUCCUGUGUCCAUAGUGACUAGAGCUCUGUGUCAUCUUAUGUGAGCUCUUAGACCUUUCAGUAUCUGUUCACAAUGGACUGUAUUGUCUGUCAGCCCUUUUAACAACUCUGGGAUGUCAAAGAAGACUCACGUGGUUUCUUAAAUAUCAAAAGUCAUGCUUGGAUAAAAUGACAAAUUGGAACAAA
Molecule: messenger RNA, 3498 nt
Organism: Peromyscus californicus insignis
Lineage: Eukaryota; Metazoa; Chordata; Mammalia; Rodentia; Cricetidae
Gene: Nipa2
Product: NIPA magnesium transporter 2
Exons: 9
Coding region: 1748-2827 (359 amino acids)
Biological process (GO): magnesium ion transport
Cellular component (GO): membrane
Molecular function (GO): magnesium ion transmembrane transporter activity
Source: RefSeq, a predicted model, not a curated record